CUGCAACACGCAACUUUGCUCAGAAAAGUUGACAAUCAAUUCCAUUACCCAAGAAACUCCAAUUCAGAAUCCCCAAACCCCUCAUUCUCCACCACCAUGGCCGAUACCGAACUACCGUUGCCUCAGUCCGACAACACUACCAUCUCCGUCGUGGAGAAGCUCUCCAACAUCUCAUUCAGCAUCUGGCCCCAAAGUGAACGCACGCGCGACGCCAUCAAGCACUGCCUUAUUGAGACCCUCUCCUCCCCCUCCAUCUUGGCCGAGCGCUACGGCACCGUUCCCAAAGAGGAGGCGGCCGACGCCGCUAAGGUCAUCGAGCCUAUAAGACAUACGGCCGUUUUCGGCCCUCCAUCGGCGGGGUUCAAAUUAAUAAUUGUUGUCCCCAGAAACUAUCGACUUGCUUAGGUCAAAGUUAAAUGGCUGGUUCUCUGCCCAAUAAGAAAAAGAAAGGUGCUAAAUUGUUAGAUCCUCUUCCAUUGAAGAAGCAAAAAGCAGAAUUUAGUUUUGAUUUGGAUGGCAGUUGUGAACCUGAAGAGCUUCAAGAAUCUGAUGUGGAAGAACACGAUAACGCGACUCUUCUUCAGAAAUGUCGUUACGAUCCUUUUGCCCAUGAUAUACUCCUCAGAAGUGAGGAUGAAGAUGAUAAAGAGGAGGAAGCUGGUGCUGGUGCUGGUGCUGUUGCUGGUGCUGGUGCAGAUUCAUAUUCAAAUUCUGACGUGUCUGACAUUGAAAUGAGAGCAAGAGCCCUUGACGAGGAAAGGUGGGUUUUCUUCGCCGAUGUCGGAGUGUUUUCAGCGGGCCUGCGGGUUCUUGUGGUGGAUGGCGAUCCCACGAGGUUGAAGAUUCUUGAGAAGAUGCUCAAGAAAUGCAAUUACGAAGAAAAUGAAGUGUCGGCAAGAGGGAAGUGGAAGAAGAUAGAAAAGGUUCCGUUCCCGUCUUCAGCGUCAGCGAUAUCGGGAUUUCACUAUAACUUCUGGGUUUUUAAGCUAGCUCAGCAUAUUGAUGAAGGAAACGAGGAUGGAUUAUACAUCAGCAGCGUGGCGUCUUCUUCAAAUCUUUGGGCUCUUGUAAUGGAUGCAGGGACUGGCUUUAGUUCUCAAGUUUAUGAAUUCUCUCCUUAUUGCCUUCACAAGAGUUGGGUUUAUUAUGAAGAGCCAGAUGUUCAAGCCACCGCCUCGGUUCGGGCUUUUCUAUUUGAACGCCUAUAG
This is a messenger RNA of Striga asiatica, 1208 nucleotides long. The record is from the annotation of a GenBank genome assembly. Lineage: Eukaryota; Viridiplantae; Streptophyta; Magnoliopsida; Lamiales; Orobanchaceae.